This is a messenger RNA of Aspergillus affinis, 2607 nucleotides long. RefSeq lists its product as uncharacterized. The record is from RefSeq and is a predicted model, not a curated record. Bases 1 to 2607 code for a protein of 868 amino acids. Gene Ontology annotation, molecular function: zinc ion binding; protein dimerization activity; DNA binding. The transcript has 6 exons. Gene Ontology annotation, biological process: DNA-templated transcription. Lineage: Eukaryota; Fungi; Ascomycota; Eurotiomycetes; Eurotiales; Aspergillaceae.
AUGCUCCGACAUGCAAAGCGCCUGCAGUCUGUUUUGAAUAAGGUCUGCUCCCAAUACGAGAAUUAUGAGCUACAACCAAGUCAGGAGGAAUGGCGACAGAUUGAUUACCUUCUUUCAAUUACACAACCUUUCUUUACCUUUACGACCUCUCUCUCAAAGACAAAGGAAGUCACUAUCUAUAGUGUUUUCGCGAUCUACAACAACCUGUUCACUCAUCUCGAGAAAUCUAAGGCACAGCUUGCGCGAAAAAAGGUUGGCUGGAAGAAAGUAAUGCUAUCUGCCCUACGGGCGGCAAAAUUGAAGCUUUCGGAAUAUUAUAGGAUGACUGACGAGAUUGGUAAUGACCUUUAUGCAAUCGGCACAAUCCUAGCGCCACAAAAUAAGUUUGAAUUCUUUCCCAAUAAGGACUGGGAGCCAAAUUGGCGUAUGCGAUACCGUAAGAGCCUCGAGGAGUACCUCGUACCUUAUCAACAGCGCUAUUCGGAAUUACAGCCUACAUCAAACAGCCAAUUCUCGGUAGGGGAGAUCUCUGAUGGUGAUAUCCUCUUAAUAUCAGCCUCAUCUCUCCGGCCACAGAUGACCGCUUAUGACGAGCUUUCGCAGUAUCUUGAAAGUAGUAUGCAAGUAGUCAACCCGCGGACGUACUGGAAGGAUCAUCAGCAUGAAUUUCCUAUCCUCGCAAGCUUAGCACGGGACAUUCUUACCACGCCUGCUAGUGGGUCUUGUGUUGAGCGGUUAUUCAACUCUGCUCGUAAUAUCUGUCACUACCGCCGAGACUCGCUGAAACCCGAAACUAUAAGGGAUCUUAUGAUAAUUUCUACCCGGGAGGCCGAGGCAGCAAGAGAAGAAAAAGAAAUUCGGAAAACAGAGGAUGAAUUCGAUCCUAUCAGUGAUACUGAGGAAGAUUCUUUAGUCACUAUAUCUCAACUUGCUGAACCAGUCAGUCAGCGUGCCCUCGGUAAAAUACCAAGGGUAGAAGCUGCUAAAGAAGACCCAGGGCCUUCGAUUGAAUCAAAUGAAGAUGAUGGAAUCUCCCUACCUGAUAAUACCCACAUACAGGGAGAGAGCAGUACUCAGAGGCGUUCGACCCGGGUUAUGCUUUCUCCCCAGAAAGAGACUACCAAACCGAUAGAGACUCCGUCGCCACCAUCCGGGAAUUCUCCAGACAGGUUGCUGAAAGCUCGCAUACCAUUCUUACUACGAUAUUAUGAUGCCAAUAACACAGUUCUGGAUCUGAUUCCAGCGCUUGAGGCUGGACGGCCAAAGGCUGUUCAUUCUUCCAAUCUGUCCUCUCAUUCAGGCGAGACAGCUAGUGGGCAGUUGAAUGUCACAGAGGGCUUUUUGGAAGAACCGGGCUUUGAAGAACCCCCUUUCAUGUGGAACAGUAGCAUCGAGUUGAACAACUAUGUAAUAGCUCAAAGAGCCGAAAAUGUGCCCACCAAUCACCAAGAAGGCGACAUUCUUUCACUGCGCGCUCAAGAGCUGGCGCAGAAUUUAAAACCCUUUGCCACAUGCACCAAGUCCCAAGCCAAUUUGAAAAACGCUGUUGACCAAGGCCUAUUUUCAGCGACAAAUAUACGCCUGUUUGAACAUCUCUACGUGCAGCACCAUCACAGACAUUGCCCAAUUAUUUAUUUUCCAACUUUCCAAGCUGAAUCUGCUACCCUGCCUCUCCUGUUGGCUACAUUUUUAGGAGGUUCUUUACACUCCUAUCCGAGAGACACGUGCUCUCUAGCAGUUGAUUGCAUUGACAUUGCGGAGUCUUAUAUGUUCAGCUUGUCCGUGUUUAACACAGAAAUUCAAUACACUGCGACCUAUGAGUCGCAGAUGUCGGAAAAUUACGAUAUUCUGAAAGCAGUAGUCAUUCUACUACAACUACAAAUUGGACGCAACGAUCCUGAUAUCCGUCGAAGGGUAAGAUACCAGCGAUUUCCAAUGCUGGUACAUGCUGCGCGAUCAAUCUCACUAUUCAGCUCGAGGCACGAUCGUGGCUCCACUACUUCAGAAGGGUGGGUUUGGAAUGCCCAGUCGGAAUCACGGUUAAGGACUGCUCAUUUUAUCUUGCUGUUGGACUGCGAAUUUGUGACUUCUUUUCGAAUUCCUCCCAUGAUCACGAUUCUAGAGUCAACUGGAAAUCUUCCUUGUAACGAACUGAUGUUUUUUCAAAAUCAGUCGUCAUUAUUGGUAAAAACCCCGCAUUCACCUUCCCUAGUUCAUGUCAUAGAUCUCCUCAUGGAUGGCGCUUGGGAUGGGCCUAGUAAUCCAGUUUUCAGCAAUAUCGGGGUAUUUGGACUCUUUACUGUUAUAUCUGGGCUGCACCUAGUGAUGUUCUCGGCCUUUACAAGUCGGAUGAUCCAACAAAAUUUAGCCCCUUUGCAUCGGGCGUUGUCUAGAUGGAAGAUAUUAUGGGAAGAGUUAAUCUCCCAAACUAGCAAUGAAGCAGAGAUGGAACUAGCUGGUUUUAUGGCAAGUGCAAAUGAAUUGUGGCUUGUUACCAAGGCUAUAAUGCGGAUUGACUCGGAGGAGUACUUCAGUCUAUUUGAUGGACAAUCCCUGCAACCUUUCAACGAACUAUUCCCGAGCAUCAUCGAUAUGAAAAAUCAAUGA